Molecule: messenger RNA, 3738 nt
Organism: Rhodotorula toruloides NP11
Lineage: Eukaryota; Fungi; Basidiomycota; Microbotryomycetes; Sporidiobolales; Sporidiobolaceae
Exons: 2
Coding region: 1-3738 (1245 amino acids)
Source: RefSeq, a predicted model, not a curated record
AUGGCGAGCCCUCUCCGCUCCACACCCACCCCUUCGACGUCUGCAAACCACGGGGGCGACUUUGCGACCGCGCAGUCCAUCUCCCUACCACCUUCACUCGCCCCGUCACCCGGUCUCGUCGGUCCCAGCGGACUUGUCGUUUCCAACCCUCACACUCGCUCGGCCUCUCUCCCUCUAGCGUCCCCAGGCGAGUCACCGCAUCACCUGGCGCCGAAUCAGCCUCGCCAGCUUCCUCCAGGUGCAGGCUACGCGCCAGAUAACCUUCACCGACCGAACGCCUCGGUUCCAGCCGGAUCGUCCCUCCCGUCACGCGGUCCCGCCGCAAUGGUCGGCGCGGCGCAAGACGCGUCGAACGGGCCGUGGAGAGACGGCGACGCACGACCUGGGAUGCUAAGGGUCCAGAGCAGCGGUCUCGACACGGUUACGGAGGGGACGUCGGGCAGCAGCACGGCUGGAGGGCCGAUGGGAGGAGGGGCCGAGCGGGGAGAGGUGCACGCGACAGGACAGGGCUGGCAGGCUGCUUCGACGAUGGAGAGGCCACCGAUGCUGCUGCCCAACCCGCCGAUCCCGGUCACGCACAUCUCGCAGCCGCAGGAAUGGUUCAACACGCUUCAGCAACCCACGCCUCCUCCCUCGCAAAACCCGGCACCGUCCCAAUCUGACGGCUAUUCGACCCCUCGCAUCAACUACUCGCGCCCGUACCAGCUCUCGGUCGCCAUUCCUUCAGGCCAGCACUCGUCGGCAACUCCGUCGCCCCAGCCUUCGCCUGUCGACAGUCGCAAUGGCCCAGUUCCCCCGCCCCUGCGGCAGCGCACGAGUUUUGUGGGUGUGCCAGGUGGCCGGGGGCCGUCUUCGACGCGUGCUGCUGCCGACGCAGCCGAGCGAGCCUCUAAUAUCCCGUCUUUCGUCCCGGCUCCCGCCUUUUCAGUCGACGACCGCGGUCCCUAUCCGCCUCACCUGACAAGCCCUACGCGAGUCGUGAAGGACCCCUUUGCGUCGUGCCAGAACGGCGACGAAGGCGAGUACCUGGCGAGGCCGGCCACCUCCGCACCGCGAGUUCAGCCGCACGGCAUGGCGACUGAGAUGGGCCGCCCGGGCUCGCUCGCGUUCGACUUCGGUUCGAUGCCAGACGACAUGGCCGGAGUUGGCCGUAAUUCGGUCAUUCGCGCGGCCACCUCUCCCGCCGCCGCAACCGGUCCUUCACUCUCGCAGAACCCGCCGCCUCCGCUCUCGCCGCCUCGCUCUCUCCCUCCUCCCACCGUGCGGUCGCCGCAAAUCGUUGCUGCGUCUCAGCAAGCGCUAUCUGCAUCCGCCCAGCAAGGCCAGACAGGCGUCUCCUACGCGCCCACGUCUCCCGCUCUCGCCUCUCCCGCCCCGCUCAUUCCGUCUCCCGCGCAACUCAACUCACCAGCGGCAGUUGUCCAACAAGCACUUCCGCCCCACUUGACGCCUCAGCCUGAGAUCUGCGUCGAGUGCAUGAUGCGCGAUCGCGAUAUGGCGGAUGUCGACGUUACAGGUCCAGGCGUGUGGGAACGAGCGAGCGACGCCGACUUUGAGGAGCAGAUGCGGUGGGAGAUGGAGAACCCGACUGACAACGGGAGCUGGAGCGGAGACCAUGCGGGCGGAGCGGGUGGAGGAAGCCUGGAGAGUGGACAUGGCAGCGGGCGGAGAAGAGGAAGCGGUGCGGCGUACAGCAGGGAGAGCGUGGGCGGCAGGAGUUCAAACAACCACGGGAUGAGCGGAAGGCGGAGACUCGGCAAGGGCCAGCUAUUGACAAGUGGGAACCUGAAGGUCUUGACGACGAUGAACCCUCCUGCAUCGUCGCACCGAUGGCGAACACUGCAGACCUACCUCGCGACCCAGAUCCACCUGCUCGACCUCGAGCGACAAGCCCGCGAGGCUGCCGGCAUCCACCACAUCGAGCCGCCUCCGAUCGCCAAUACUCGCGACGUAAGGCUUUCGGUUCAGUCCGCCUCGACCGCCGCGUUGUCCAGCCGCAAUCGGUCGUCCUCGCUCCUUUCGCCCGCCUCGCUCGCGGCUGAGAAGGCCGCCCUCGAGCAGGAGGAACGGCAAGCCCGCGUUGCCAAGGCGCAACGCCAGUCACGCGUGGCGCUUGUCGACGAAACCAACCGUCACUCGUCUGCCUCGCUCUUCCCGCCUUCGAUCGCUCCGCCUCAACCUCCCUUCGCACUCGCCUCUUCCGGGUCCAGCAUGCGCAGCUACUCGACCGGCGACCAGCCCUGGCUCGGCAAUCAGCUAAGGCGCUUCUCGAGCUCUGGCACGAAGGACAACUUGCCGCCCAAAUCGCCUGCCGCCUCGACCGCUUCGAAUCGCUUCGCCUUCCCCAAGUUCGCUCGCAGUACGACCGACUUGCGCUCGGUCGGCACGCCUCGAAGCAUCUCGCCCGCACGGACGAGCGUCGGCCGCGACGACCGCCGCACCUCGAUGUGGUCGCGUUUCCGGCAGAGCGCUUCGGCCUCCGUCCUCUCCUUCGCGCCAUCCGGCUCAAUGAUGGACAUGCAUCUCGGCCUGUCGCAAGACAAGCACAUGCCUUACGCCCACCCGCCUUACGACACCUACCCGUCUAUGUCGGAUCCAGCCGUGGCGCGACAUGCGGAUCGGCGCGAGCGGGACCGCGUUCUGGCGGUCUCGGGCGGUAACGGGGUUGUCGAUGACGCGAGCACGGGCAAGAAGAAGAAGAAGGGUUUGAAGGGCUUCCUGAACAAGCUCGUCGGCGGCGGAAAGAAGGUGAACACCUCGCCCGCGCCCGAGCGGGCGGGCUUCAACGGCAGUCUCGCGCUUGACGGGUCGUACGGCGACGACGACGAGCUCGCGCCUCCGCCGCCUCUCUCUGCACUCGUCAACGAGCCUCGAUACCACCAGCGCUCGGCGUCAAACUCGUCCAUCGACUCGUUCGGUCCCUACACGCCUCCUCUUCACCCUGCUCAGCAGUUCCGCACAAGCUAUGCUGCACCACUCAACGACCACGGCAGCUUCCGCAGCGCCCCCGCAGACCGCCAAAGCAUCAUGACGAUGGGCUCGUACAUCUCGACUCGGUCGAAGCCGGCGAUGAACGGCGGCGGUUCGCAGCAGCAGGUGAACGGCUAUGGAAGGCCAUCGCUGGACUCGCUCGGCGACCAAGCGAACUCGGGCGGUCUCCCUCGCUCGCGUUCUUCUGAGCCGCACCUCGUCGACAGCGGCGAACCCGAGGUGCUUGCGAUCGAUGGAGAGCGCGCGCCGACCCCUCACGACUUCGCCGUCAACGGUGUCUCGCCUCACCCUUCCGGCAUGAAGCAGAAGUCGUUGCCGCUCCUCCCUUCGGAUGCCAUGAACCGCCAACCCGCCUUCAACCGCCCGUUCGAAUCCUACUCUGACCCUUCGACACCUCUCUCGCCGCCCAACGCUCCGUAUGCCAGCAACGCGGGCUCCCGUUCCGCCUACUCGCUCGACCCCAGCUCGUCGCAAAGCAACUUCGUCGAAGAGUUUGGCUGCGAUGGACACGGCGGGCGCGACCGGUCCGCGACGGUAACGGGCAAUGGCCAGACGGUCCGCAAAUCGCGCAGCCGGUCCAAGGUCUUCUCAAUGAACUUUGGCGCGUUCGGCAAGAAGAAGACGGCGUCGCCCGAUGUUCCGCCUCUGCCCUCGCCGCAGACCCUGCGCGGGGCAUCGCUCGAUGCCGGUUACGCCAUGCAGGGCGACUUGUCGUUCGACGCGAGGCAGGCGGCAUUUGCUCGAUGA